GCUAGGCCUACCUCCAAGAAUUUGAAUUUAAACGCUGAUCUAAGCAAAAUAUUAUAUUUCUAUAAGGUAAACAAUGACUCACAAGCUAAAGGAGUAGUCUUAAGAAGUGCCUAUGACGCUUACAAGACAUGCUUUACAAAGGAGAUUAUAUAGUACUGUGAACACUAAUUGUUUGUGAAAGAAAGUGAAAGUAGAAAGUUUGCCAAAACAAACAUUUUGUACACUGAUCCAUUGACCUCCAUGUAUUAGGACGUCUAUACGUUGAACAGGUGUGUGAGUUUUUCGGCUUUUAAACUGGACCGCAGAUGCACACAUCUUCAAUGUUUGUAGAACAUCAUGCAGUCGCUGGACAUUCUACCAUAGGGCCUUUAUAAUGUGUCCAGUUGCUGAUGUUCCAUAAAAAAUGCUUGCCUGUGACAAGAGACAAUAUUCUGUGUAUUCCAAAAACUAGACGGACAGUCUAACUAAUAGAGCUACUUGGUCCCAGUUGCUCAAGACAAUUCCAAACGACGCAAUAGGCAGACUAGGGCCUUAUUGGCUCCACAUUACUGAUCUUCGAUCCGGACGCUGCAUGUCACCAGCGCUCCAGCACCAUGUCUGCAGACCUUGUGAUGAAAAUAUAUAGCGAUCAGUAGACAGGAUGGCCAUGAUGGAAGGUGGUGGUGCCAUCGGGCGGACAACUGAUGUUCAAAGCUGGGACGUUAUAAGACAUGCUCUUAUUGGAGAGUUUGACUCCAGCCCAGAUGUCUUCAAUAGCACACUUCAAUAUUCCCAGAACUACAUCCUUGGAGGAAACCAACCCCAAAAUGGGAAUGAAUACUUUGAAAUGCUGGAGAACAACAUGAUACCAGAGGACAUGUUAGAUUUCUUGAUCGCAUUGAUGGACCAGCUGGGUAUGCACACAGACUUCGGGACAUUGUCAGUGGCUGGGGUUCUCAGGCGGUUCAAGGAAAAACUGGAGGCAUAUAGAAGGGCUGAGAUAGAGGAUGAAGAGGGUAACAGAAAUUUUGUUGGAAGAGAGAAAUACAUUAACGACAUCAAGAAGAUUUUUGAGGAUGAUAGAACUUACAAAGGUGUUUGCAUCUGUGGUAUGGGUGGAUUAGGAAAGACAACUUUGGCAAACCAAAUUUGCAGAAUCAUGAAACGUCGGUGGGAAAUCAUCAUUGUUGACCUGAGGGAAGUAUUUUACUUGAGAGAUUUACUGAGGGCAGUUUUUGUGAAACUGGGCUGUUCAGGAUGGAUUGCAGAAUCUGAAGAUGAAAUUCUAGAACAGAUAAAACAAUUUCUGCUAGAGGACAACAGGAUAAAACGAAGAAGCAUUGUAAUGUUGGACAAUGUUGAUGACAUCAUCAACAAGGAAGGAAUAGACAAGUUCAGACACGGAUUUCUAGGAAAGUUUGGUGCAUUUCUACAGGAACUGGGUGACGAUUGCAAAAUGCGUAUGCUGUUAACAUCCCGGGAGAAGCUGUCUAAGCCAGCUAAGGGAUUCAGGUCUGGAAUGCCAACACCAUCUCGACAGGACAGUGGUAUUGGUGUGGUACUGGAGAAGGAGUUGGGGCCCAUGGAACCCAGCGAGGCUGUGAAACUCUUCAGUAAAUCUAUUGGCAAGAAAGAAGUUGAAAGCUCCAAGAUUGAGAAGAUAGUGAAGCUAUGUGGGUAUAGCCCUUUGGCCAUUACGUCUUUGUGUAGCUCCAUACGCUACGGUCUCCUCAACCCGUACACAAUCAUUGAAAAUCUGAAAACCAAGUCACGAGUCGGAUCCAAAGCAGGGACUUCUGCUGUUACAGAAUGCCUAGAAAAGACUUUUGAAUUACUGGGGGAUAAAGCAAGGCGGUAUCUGGUACGACUGUCGGUGUUUCAUACUGCUCUCUUUGACCUUGAAGCAGCUGCAGCUGUCCUUGGUGAUGAGAUAAGUCAGGGUAGUAAUACAUUUCUGAAAUUAUUCAAUCUGAGGUCCCGUCACCUUCUGGAGGCAAUGGAGAUUUCUCAGUCAGAACAAGAAGGUGGGGUAAAAACCAGAUAUUCUCUUCAUCCGCUCGUCUUUCAUCUCUUAAACAGUAAAGGGCAGUCCCAACCUUUCCUGCGAGAUAUCAAGAUAGCAAAGGGUUAUUUUGUAAAGCACUUUCGUAAGGUCAUUUGCAAGAUUGCAGAGGAGAUGGAAAGAAACUGUUUAAAGGGACAAAGGAUUUUAGCAAUAGAUCGUGUCCACAUAUUUAAUUUCUAUGAAAUUUUGGCAGGACCAGACGCUGCUGAAACAACUGACAACCUAGAGACCAUAGUUGAGAGUAGAAGAAUUUCUGAAAUAGCAGACGAACUUCUGUAUGAUGACACCAGAUGGAGCCUUGUAAAGAACUUCAUUGCCAAGACAAAAGACAGGAAGGAAAGCCAGCUCGAAUACAUCUUCUGGCGAGUCUACCAGGCUACCAUGGUGAUGGACAUGGAUAGAAACCAUGAAGCCAAAACCAUACUAGAGGAUACUGAAAUCUUAUUACACCAAGUGAGAGGGCAAGAACUUCCAAUGGCUGCCGUGAUAGGCAGUUUCUUCUAUGCUAAAGGCAGGUUGUUUCUUAGAGAAUAUCAGUGUGAAGAAUCAAUAGAAUGCCUCAAACUGGCUGCGAAUAUGAUCAAAAUCAAAGAGGUGAAGAAAAACCAUCAAGUAUUUCUGGCUAAGAUUUUCAAUACCAUGGGUGGGGCAUACUUUCGACUAAGUGAUACAAAUUUGGAGAAGGCUCGGGAAUACCAUAAGACUGCACUGAGGAUAAUCACUAAAUGUUCCCAAAAGUGGUUCAGUGUUGAGGUACCGGUGUACAUACAAAACUUGGCAACAUGUCUGUUCAAGGAGGGAGAAGCCCUCACAAAAUGUGGAAGAUCUGAGGAAGCAAGAACAAAAUACCAACAGGCCAUCCAGUACUAUGAUAAUGGUAUCCGACUAGGUAUUCAGAUGAAUCUCCACAAACAGGACGGCCACGCACAGAUUCUUCAUAAUCGAGGAGACGCACAUGCUGCCCUUGGCAACUUUGAGAAGGCAGAGAAGGACGUGGAAGAGGCGAUGAUGUUGAGGCGGAAAAUAAUGAGUCCUCCUCACAUACAGCUGACAUUGGUCACCUUCAAGAUGGCCAGAGUCCAGUAUCGUAAAGGCGUCUGGUUAUUCCAUCAGAACAAUUUGGUGCCAGCAGUCAACAUGAUGUAUAAGGCUAAGACACGGUGUGAUGAGGUCGUGGACUUCAUUACUUGGGGAGGACUACCAGUCACACACAUAGUAUACCCUGAGGUCAAGGAACUGGUGUUUAAAGUUCUCGUCACUCUACAGGAGUGGAAACACCUCCAGAAACUUCUCAACAAAAUUCAGAAAUUUGAAUAUGGAGUUUACCAGAAAGAUAUUGACAAAAGACGUAGCAUAAAAAAGACAACAAAGCCUCGUUUGACACAGAAUGAAUUGUAUGCCUUGAUCAACUCCCCGGGAACAACCAUCAGGCAAGAUGCUGGCGGGUCAGAUGAUUCUGACGUAGAUAUUCCAGAACAAUCCUCCUCCUCCUCUGAUGACAGCGACGAAGACAAUCCAAUCAAAAAGCAGAAGCAGUACAUGGCAGUCAAGGAUAGAAUCCCAUCUGAUUUGUUUGAUGAAAGGCAAGCUGCAGUCAAUUUCACGAGUAUAUUUGAUGGGUCCUAUUUUAAAAACAAAAAGGAAAAGAAAGAAGAGGAAAUGCCUAUUUCAGAGAUAUCUGUGAAAGUUCCUGAUGUGGACCUACAUGUAUCCACUAUGAUGGAAAUAGAUGAUGAAGACGACAGUGAAGAUGUUGCUGAUUCAGCUUCAGACCAAACUGUAGGCUUUGAAGAUUUAGUUCCUGAAAGGCAGCAGUCUGAGCUGGACCCUGAACAGAAUGUAGAGAGAAAGGUACGCAACCCUCCAAUCAGAAGACAGUCCAGUUCGUUAGAUAUGGAUGUAUUUGGUAGACCAGAACUAGUACAACAGCAAAGUGUUGACAUGUCAGAAGAUAUGAAGAGUCUGCAGGACAAUUUGCUGGACCGUGGAGCACCAGAGAGACGCCAGGCAUGGCAAGGAUCAAGUUUGGAGUCUGCCUCACUUGAAUACAGCAUGGAUAAGGAAGGGAUCAUCUCAGCCACAGAACAACUAGAAAAGGUCAACUUGAGUCUCAAAAAGAGAGACAAUCUGUUGAAAAUGGGUGCAGCAGAAACAAUUCAGGAAGAAGAUUCAGAUACGGAGGUAAAUGUUCCUGCAGACAUCACACAAACGCCAGAGGUGGAUAGAACAAGAGAACGAAGGAGAAGGAAGGCAAGGAUGACACGCCAGAGCAGUGUUUCGGACGACACUCCAAUGUCACAUGGCAAACGCCAAUACCAAGACGACUAAUAGCAUGCAGUUACAACAGUCUUGAAUGUUCAAAAUAUAGGGAUGCGAUGAUUUGAAGAAGAAUUUAUGUAUAAAUAAAUGCUUGACGUUCGUACCAGAAACUAUACUUUAACGUUGAAUGCGUUUCAAUCGUUGGUACAAGGGAACUGUAUCUGUCUCUAAAACGGUAAAAUUGGAAAUGAAACAAAUCUGAAGGAAAAGCAAACGUAAAAUUGAAGCUUAUUAAACGUGAUCAUUUGAAACGAAAUGACCGUACUUAAAAGCUGAUGUGUGUGUGUAAAGUUGUUGUUCUCAUACACACACGUGUUAAACAUUAUUAUUCGACAUGCUCAAUAUCUGGUUCUCCAGUACUAACCCUAGCCUUGUUGUGGAGAUCGACAAUUCUCUGGCCGUGUUCGCUCACAUUGACCAGUCUGUAAGUCGUUGUGGACCAGAAGACAACUGUAGCAUCCGAUGAUUGACCACAUAAUUAUAAACGAGGUAAUGAAGCAGGGUGACCCCCUGCUCUUCAGACUAAAUGAACACUUUGUGUGGCAGUAUUUUGAUGAAUAUGCAUGGCUGCACGAUCAAUGUCAUUGAAUCAAAGUAAUUCGCAUUAAUGACAAUCGGAAAGCGACAAUGACGCUGCUUUUGAAACCCAUGUUGACGUGUUUAGUGUUUAUGCUGUUUUUUAUUACAAAAGUAUUGCCCCGAUUUUAUGGCCCUUUAGUUUAAUAAUCGUUAACACAUUUCCUAGUAAAUUCAUAGCAAUUGCAUAGACAAACAAAAAGAAAUCAAAUUAUUCUUAACAGAAAUGGUGUCUUCAUAUUUAUAAAUCAAGGGUUUUACGCACCUCUGUUGUAGCAGUGGUUUAGACAAUUUUGAUUUCCAUUUUUUUCCCCACGGUAUUUAGCACUUUUCUGUGCGCUCACAAGGUUUACACCUUACUAUAUCAUGCGUUCUUGCUUAACAUGUACAAUUUCGACCUCGCGCUGCACUCAGCGUUUCACCUUUAAAAUAUUCGGUGUAUGGUUACGCUUCAAACCUAAAUCAAUGGCUUCUUCUAACUUAAUUCUAACAAUUUAUCUGCACUGUUGGUUUGUAUUGCGUCUGACGCAUUGAUUACACCGCGUCAAAUACGUUAAGAGAGCGUAAAAUACUUUCCAAUCUUGAUAUAGGAUUAUACUUUGUACGCUAUUAGCUAUUAGCAGAAAGAAAUACUGGUUUAUCUUAAAGGGACAAUUUGUGUAUCAUUUAUUAUAAGAUGUUUUAAUAGCGCGGGGUUGGAUAUGUAUUGGAAAACCCAGUACUUUUUGAAGCCAGUGUUUUAAGGCUUUUUCUAUUCAUUGUGCAAUAUAGAAUACGCUAAAAUGAUAACUGUAUUUUGAUAAUAGACCAGUUUGUGGGUUUUUUUAAAUGCCUAGAAUUUUAAUACUUGGACAGAGGAGAUUGAUGGCGACAGAAGGCGUAUGUUAUUUGAUAGAAUGUGAAUGUCUUUACCAGGGUUUUUAUACGUUGUUGCUAUAUAUUUUUAGCUCACCUGCCCGAAGGGCUAAAUUGUUCGAAUUAAUUUAGAACACUUCAAACAACUUCUGAAGAAGAACCAAAAAGCAUAGAAUGAUAUAAUAAUAUUAGGUUGGUAGUUUCAACAUAUGGAACAGACAAAGUUUGUGAGUGAAAUAUUAGUAGUACAGUAAAUGAGAAUAGUUUGCUAUGACUGCUUAAAUAUUCAGGUGGGCGAUACAGACCCUCUGGGCCUCUUGUUUGUGUAUGAGUAAAUAGCUUUUUAAUAAUCAAUUACGAAAAUAUAUUAUUUACCCUACGGCAAAAACAAAAGGAAUUAUGUCACCGCCAGCGGUACAAUGUGUUACCAUGGUUUAUGUUGGCAGUGUCGGAUGUAUUGGCCUGGUGCGACUGGGCCGCUUUGCAUUCUUUAUAAAAUUGGAUCCGUUUUAGUAUUUGCUUGUUAUGCCUGUAAAUGAUGCAUAUGCAAACAGCUUUUCAAAUUUAACAAAUGUUCAAAAUUAAAAAUACACAAAAAACAGCC
Molecule: messenger RNA, 6398 nt
Organism: Mizuhopecten yessoensis (Yesso scallop)
Lineage: Eukaryota; Metazoa; Mollusca; Bivalvia; Pectinida; Pectinidae
Exons: 11
Coding region: 641-4372 (1243 amino acids)
Molecular function (GO): ADP binding; ATP hydrolysis activity; protein binding
Source: RefSeq, a predicted model, not a curated record